Molecule: messenger RNA, 2954 nt
Organism: Amphibalanus amphitrite
Lineage: Eukaryota; Metazoa; Arthropoda; Thecostraca; Balanomorpha; Balanidae
Product: trifunctional enzyme subunit beta, mitochondrial-like
Exons: 11
Coding region: 100-1473 (457 amino acids)
Biological process (GO): fatty acid beta-oxidation
Molecular function (GO): acyltransferase activity, transferring groups other than amino-acyl groups
Source: RefSeq, a predicted model, not a curated record
CGCCGUUUUGGGUGUUGUAAUUUUUCCACUUUUUCUCUUUGAGGUCAAAGGCCGAUCGCGGUGCAUCUUCCUUUAUUUACUUGGCCCCUGUAGCAAGUCAUGGCUGCCCUUCAGAUCAAGCCAGCCCAGCUGAAAAAGCUGUUCACUUAUGGCGGCGUCCGCACGAUGGCUGCUGCCGCGCAGGGCAAGAAGAACAUUGUGCUGGUGGAGGGUGUCCGCACGCCUUUCCUCAUGUCUGGCACCGAUUACAACAAGAUGAUGCCCCACGAUCUGGCCCGCGAGUCGCUGCUUGGCCUGGUGCGUAAGGUGGGCUGCGAGCCGUCCGACAUCGACUACGUCACCAUCGGCACCGUCAUCCAGGAGGUGAAGACGAGCAACAUCGCGCGCGAGGCGAUGCUGGGCGCCGGUUUCUCCGACCGCACCCCGGCGCACACUGUCACCAUGGCCUGCAUCAGCUCCAACGCCGCCAUCGCUACCUCGGUGGGUCUGAUCCAGGCCGGCGUGUACGACACGUGCGUGGCUGGCGGCGUCGAGUUCAUGUCCGACAUCCCCAUCCGCCACUCGCGCCAAAUGCGCGCCCUGAUGCUGCGCGCCAACCGCGCCAAGACCAUGGGCCAGCGGCUGGGACUUCUGGCCUCCAUCCGGCCCUCGUUCUUCACACCGGAGCUGCCCGGUAUCGCCGAGUUCUCCACCGGCGAGGUGAUGGGCCACUCGGCCGACCGUCUGGCGGCGGCGUUCUGCGUCAGUAAGGCCGAACAGGACGAGUUCGCCACGCGCUCCCACCGCUGCGCCAUGGACGCGCGCGACAAGGGCUACCUCUGCGACGUGGUACCCGUGAAAGUGCCUGGUAAGGAGGUGCUGGUGGAACAGGACAACGGCAUCCGUAUCACCCCGCCGGAGAAGAUGGCGGCCAUGAAGCCGGCCUUCAUCAAGCCGCACGGCUCCGUCACCGCCGCCAACUCGUCCUUCCUCACCGACGGCGCGUCAGCGUGCCUCAUCACCACCGAAGAGAAGGCCAAACAGAUGGGCUGGAAGCCCAAGGCGUACCUCAGGGAGAUGACGUUCGUAUCGCAGGACCCCAAGGACCAGCUGCUGCUCGGACCGACGUACGCCACGCCGCGCGUCCUGGAGAAGGCCGGCCUGAAGCCGAAGGACAUUGACGUCUGGGAGUUCCACGAGGCGUUCGCCGGUCAGAUCCUGGCCAACUUCAAGGCCAUGGACUCUGACUACUUUGCCAAGUCCCAGAUGGGCCGCUCGGCCAAGGUGGGCGCUCCACCGAUGGAGAAGUUCAACAACUGGGGCGGCUCGCUCAGCAUCGGACACCCCUUCGGUGCUACCGGUGUUCGUCUGGCGAUGCACGCGGCGCACCGUCUGAUCCAGGAGGACGGCAAGCUGGCUCUGAUCGCCGCCUGUGCCGCCGGAGGACAGGGAGUCGGCAUGAUUGUGGAGCGCUACCCGGGAGCCAAGCUGUGAGCCGACCACGUGACUGGACACCCACAGACGCCGCCAGUUGCCGGAGAUACUCCGGCGCCUUAACCCGCGAGUUGCUGGGGGGGGGGGCGUUAAACGCCCCCACUUUUUUCGCCGGGCCAUAGCAUAAAAACGGCGCGCCGCAGGCGCGCCAAAUUUUGGGUACCUGUAGGGAAUUGGUUGAAGUUUAUUGUGACAAAGUUUCAAAAAAUUCGGUCGGGAAAUUUUUGAGAUAUCGAGGUUUUAGUGACGUCAUGAUUUCUGAGUUUUCGACCAAAAACGGCAUAUGUUCAAAAAAUCAUAUAAAAUCACAGAAUAGACAUACAGACAUGCUGUAAACGCCAUUAGACUGCCAAUACCAUGUUCAAUCAAAUGGAUAUCUUCGAUUAUUGAUUAUUGUUCCGCAUUUUCCAUAAUCUUGAACUGAAUCUUGGCAAUUUUUCGUGACUACUUCACGACCAUGAUACAUGAAUUUCUUAAAUUGAACUUUUUGAGCCAAACACGUACACAUAUGAUAAAAUAAAUGUCACCAUCGUGUUCUACGCCCCAAAUUACCUAUAAAACAUGUGUCACAGGCUGCGAAUAUCAGUUUUGAUUUUCGGGGAUAUGUGCCUACCCGGUUGACCUGACCUUGACCCUGACCUAUGCUUGACUGACCCCUACAUGGAGCUGACACUCUUGUAGGCCUUAUAAGAUGGAUUGUGCACCGUUUUGACAGAGUUUAUGGCGAGAGGCGCCCAUUGCGAAGUCCUGAAGUCCAUGCUACUGAAAGCCCGAUUUCAGGUGUUUGACCUGACCUUGACCCGACCUGUGACCUCAAAAUUCAACUUUAAAGUACUCAUCUGAAGCGUCUCGUCGCGUUCUUUCGUUUGCCGCCUCGUGCGUUUCGCUGCGCCUAUUGGUUCUCGAGUUAUCGGCUGGGGGCGUUUAACGCCCCCCCCCAGCAAACGGUGGGUGGCGAAAUACCCCAGCAACUGCCGGGUUAACAAUGCAAGUGGCCUCCCGUGGGGCGAGCGGGAGGCUGCCACGGUUACGGGCCGGGUCAGCCAGAGGGGCGACCGGCGCCAGACCCCGCGCCGUGGUGAAAUGCGCGUAUUUUAUCGGUAUGGGCACAUACGCAGUGCUGACGAUUUUGUAUGAAAGGGGAGUGUGAAGAGUGGUGCAGUUAUCGGAGUACGAACUGGAAACUUAUCUAGCGCCUGUUUUGAGCACCGCGAGAUGUGAUGGUGGUUCGUUAUCAGAAAUAUGGCUGAUCUGGGAGAUAAACAUGUUGGAAUGAAUGGAUUAUAGGUGGCCGUUGUCGAAAUCGAUAUCGGCCGUGAAACGAACAUCGCUCGCCUAUCGGCUGUAUUUGGACUGUGGCGCCACCUGGAUAGUGGUGGGCCGGUGUUGACAAUAUCAACACCGAUAAACACGCGCUAUCCUGUCCCAGACAAGUGUGAUCCAUGUAGCCUGCUGAUUCCAAUAAACGGAACUUAUUGUGA